Populus euphratica (Euphrates poplar) is the source of this 1467-nucleotide messenger RNA. RefSeq names its product putative ER lumen protein-retaining receptor C28H8.4. Gene Ontology annotation, molecular function: ER lumen protein retrieval receptor activity. The coding region runs from base 421 to 1239 and encodes 272 amino acids. Lineage: Eukaryota; Viridiplantae; Streptophyta; Magnoliopsida; Malpighiales; Salicaceae. The record is from RefSeq and is a predicted model, not a curated record. The transcript is spliced from 6 exons. Gene Ontology annotation, biological process: protein retention in ER lumen. Gene Ontology annotation, cellular component: membrane.
ACCAAACCACGUACAAAAAAGAGGCCAUCCACCGUGACCACAUAAAUUCAAAGUGGGCUGACCACCAUAAUCAUCCAUUAUAAUGGUUGUUGAGCAGCCUAUCCCAUUGUGCAGCAAAAAUACAAGGUAGCAGCCUAAUGCCCAUCUUCUUAUUCUCACGAAACUCUCCUCAUCUCCACGUGUUCUAACAUAACUCGCAUUGAUCAGCACUCCUUGCUCCUGUUCCUGUCCCUUCCCACAGCUGAUCUUGAUUCUCCACUGUACCUCCUCCAUAGACAUCAACUAUCCACGGAUCUAGCAUUUAUUACUGCAUCAACAACAAAAUAACUUAAUUAUACGUGAUCACUUCACUCUCCCGUAACUGAUACGCCGCAUCAAAAUUAGGAGCGCAGAGAGGACGGUGUUAGCAAGAGGAAUAAAAUGAAGGCAACGAAGAGGCCAGUCCAGGCAGUGGCGACAUGGGUAAGGAGGCAACCUCCGAAGAUCAAGGUGUUCUUAGCGGUGGUUUCAGGGUUGGCAGCGUUGGUUUUUCUUAGAAUGGUUGUUCAUGAUCAUGACAACCUCUUCGUUGCUGCUGAGGCUGUUCAUUCUAUUGGAAUCUCUGUUCUUAUUUACAAGCUUAUGAAGGAGAAGACUUGUGCUGGGCUUUCACUGAAAUCGCAGGACCUCACAGCUAUAUUUUUAGCUGUUAGGCUCUAUUGCAGUUUUGUCAUGGAGUAUGACAUACACACUCUACUUGAUUCUGCUACCUUGCUGACAACCCUUUGGGUAAUCUAUAUGAUCCGCUUCAACUUGAGGUCCAGUUACAUGGAAGACAAAGAUAACUUUGCAAUUUACUAUUUGCUGAUACCAUGUGCUUUACUAGCUUUGAUUAUUCAUCCAACAACACAUCAUAACAUAUUCAACAGGAUUUGCUGGGCCUUUUGUGUUUACCUUGAAUCCAUUUCAGUGUUGCCUCAGCUGCGAGUGAUGCAGAACACAAAGAUUGUUGAACCAUUCACAGCACAUUACGUAUUUGCACUUGGAGUUGCUAGGUUUUUGAGCUGUGCACACUGGGUCCUCCAGGUAUUGGACACUCGAGGACGCCUAUUGACAGCACUGGGCUAUGGACUGUGGCCUUCGAUGGUCCUGCUUUCAGAAAUCGUGCAGACUUUCAUUCUUGCUGAUUUUUGCUAUUACUAUGUCAAGAGUGUUCUUGGUGGGCAGCUUGUUCUACGGCUCCCCUCAGGAGUGGUGUAAGCUAGUGUGUCCCGCAUAAUCUGCCAAGCGCUUCCACUGAUAACUACCACGAUACAGAGCAGCUUUGGUUGCGUUUGGGCCAUCCAGAUAGUGUGCUCACGCAUGUUCUCUUUUGCAGGCAUUAGAGUUAUCGUAGUAAGUGGGACUGUAAAGUUGGGUCACGUUGCAUGUUGGUAUUUUGGUAACUUAAUAAUUAAAUAGAUAAAAUAUUAUUGAACAUGUUAGAAU